Molecule: messenger RNA, 1662 nt
Organism: Laetiporus sulphureus 93-53
Lineage: Eukaryota; Fungi; Basidiomycota; Agaricomycetes; Polyporales; Laetiporaceae
Exons: 9
Coding region: 1-1662 (553 amino acids)
Biological process (GO): protein localization to cell surface; attachment of GPI anchor to protein; proteolysis
Cellular component (GO): GPI-anchor transamidase complex
Molecular function (GO): GPI-anchor transamidase activity
Source: RefSeq, a predicted model, not a curated record
AUGUCGCGACUUCGUUUCCUUCUGCUCGUAACUUUGUACAUCGUCAGCUGGCUCGGCGCGGCCACAGCGGAUGGGCUUAUUCCCAGCGAUCAUGCAUCGCAACCUGCGAAAGACGGUGGAUCGGCCCAUACGAAUAACUGGGCAGUCCUAGUAUGCUCUUCGCGAUAUUGGUUCAACUAUCGGCACAUGGCGAAUGCGUUGGGGAUGUACCGCACCGUGAAACGGCUAGGGAUUCCAGACUCAAACAUCAUCUUGAUGCUCGCGGACGACGCGGCGUGCAACACGCGCAACAAGUUCCCCGGCUGCGUGUAUGCGAACCAGGGCCGGCAUCUCGAUCUGUAUGGAGACAACAUCGAAGUGGACUACAGGGGAUAUGAGGUGACGGUCGAGAACUUCCUCAGAGUGUUGACGGGUCGUAUGGAACCCUCCGUUCCCCGUUCGAAGCGCCUACUCACAGACGAUCGAUCCAAUAUCUUCGUUUACAUGACGGGACAUGGUGGUAACGAAUUCCUCAAGUUCCAAGACAACGAAGAGAUCAGUGCGUUCGACAUCGCUGAUGCCUUCGAGCAGAUGUGGCAGAAGAAGCGCUACAAUGAAAUAUUGUUCAUGAUCGACACUUGUCAGGCGAACAGCAUGUUUUCGAAGUUCUACUCUCCUAACAUCCUUGCGACGGGGUCUUCCGAGGUCCAUGAGAACUCUUACUCUCAUGAGAAUGACUAUGAGAUUGGCGUGGCCGUCAUCGACAAAUUCACGCAUUACAUCCUCCAGUUUAUGGAGGGAAUCAAUAAGACGAGCCAGGCGUCAAUGAAAGAUCUCUUUGACACCUACGACUUCAAGAAGAUCGAGUCGCAUGCGGGCGUGCGCUCAGAUCUCUUCAAUCGUCCUCUGGAAGAUACACUGGUGACAGACUUCUUCGGCGGCGUAGCGCAGGCGGAAGUCUUGUCCUCUGCGAUUGACGGGCCCGUCUUGGAACCCGACGCCCAGCUUACUUCCUCCGCCGAGGCCGAGCUUGAGCUUGACAUGGACAUGCCAUUCUUCGGGCUUCCAACAGAGACAGCAAACAGUUCUGCUGCUGGAGCGCCGCCUCUAACCAGUCACGGUAGCCCGGACCUAAACCUGGAGGACAUCAUUGUUGCGGCUUCUUACAGCUCGCAUAGUACAUGGGCCGCAAAGGCCAGAGGUCUCAGGGCAUGGACAUCUAGCUUGCUGGUGUUAGCCUUGAUCGGUUGGCCCGUCCUGUUCUGCCUUGACCUAUUCUCCGUUCAAGUACAACAUUGGCUACCUGACCCGCACAUAGCACCCGGCAGGGUCAUCGCUCUCGAGACAUAUCAAUCCGCGUUCCCCAUCAACGACCCACAUCAAUGGGUACCCGUCCUCCCAAGCUUCCUCUUUCCAUUCUUCGUGCCAGUGCAAGCUCACGACGGUGCCGCUGAGGUCAUGGAAGGCAUCGUUGGUGAUGCAUGGGCAUACCACGAAAGCGGAAAGGACUCGUUCAAUUCGUCCCGACUCGAUGAUUGCCUUGACCUGACGCCCCAGUCAGCAAACGAAGCUCUGCGACGAAGGCUCGUCUAUUUGCCUUAUCGAUCAUCGGGCUUUGUCUUCCCUGCAUACCAACCAUCGUCCCGAAACCCUUCCAUCUGGCUACCUCCGCGAUCUCCGUAG